Phycomyces blakesleeanus NRRL 1555(-) is the source of this 673-nucleotide messenger RNA. RefSeq lists its product as hypothetical. The transcript has a single exon. NCBI's taxonomy places the organism in Eukaryota, Fungi, Mucoromycota, Mucoromycetes, Mucorales, Phycomycetaceae. The record is from RefSeq and is a predicted model, not a curated record. Bases 154 to 633 code for a protein of 159 amino acids.
AACAAUCAACACAAUCAUUUCAAUGGAUUUCAUAGUUCGCACACAAUGAAUCAAGUUCCUCAUUUUUCUACCAGAAUGGAUUCAUCUCAUGAGGGAGGCACGCUUCAUACACAGCAUACAAUACACACCCCUCUUCAAUCCCAAAUUCCAGGAAUGAUUCCCUUAAUACCUCUCUUGGGACAAAACUCUGGGAUCUUGCAUUCAAAUGCACCUGGCCAGGUUACUUCUGUAACACUUCCUGAGUCUCUGAAUGAAGAACAGCUACAGACGUUGGCGGAGACCACGCGUGAAUCUAUGGUUCAAAGAUUACGUUUGCUAGAAGGUGUUCAAAGUCAAAUAUUUCAUAGUAUGCAAAUUCUUGCAGAAGCGCUUAGUGUCGUUCCUACUAAUGAUAUGCGAUCUGCAUCACAAAGCGAAACUUCUAAUGCAUUCACAUCAACAUCCCAACCCACUGGACAAUCCAGCUCUCUAUCGCCAAACACAUCUACCACUCCUACAUCUUCAGCAUCUACACUCUCUGACGAGCCUUUGGAGACUUCUUCUUCAAACAAGCAAAAAAAGGGAAAGAUGCCUGACUAUAGUACACGUCUGGAAGAUGUGAAUACCAACGACUCUUCUAGUGACAAAGAAUGAUUAUUGAGACAUUUGCAAAUAAAUAUACUGUAUUUUCACU